Aspergillus candidus is the source of this 1086-nucleotide messenger RNA. RefSeq names its product glutathione S-transferase. NCBI's taxonomy places the organism in Eukaryota, Fungi, Ascomycota, Eurotiomycetes, Eurotiales, Aspergillaceae. The record is from RefSeq and is a predicted model, not a curated record. The transcript is spliced from 3 exons. The coding region runs from base 191 to 961 and encodes 256 amino acids.
GUAUCAUUUGAUGGAUUAAGGCCGUGCUCAUAUAUAUUCUGACUCAGUCCGUCUAGACCACCGAGCUUAUUAAUGAGAUCGAGAGAUUAACGACCGCGAUACUGCCUCUUCAUUUAAGAAAGCUUCACACAUCCACAUACAGCUCUUGAAAUUACUCACAACAGCGACAAGAAAAGCAAACUCCGCAACAAUGUCUGACACCAACAAGGGCACCAAAAUUACCCUCCACUGGUUAAACCAAUCCCGCUCCCAAAGCAUCGUCUGGCUCCUUGAAGAGCUCAACCUCUCCUAUGAUCUCAAGGCCUACAAGCGCCAAGCAGACAUGCUUGCGCCGCCCGCCCUGAAAGAAAUCCACCCGCUGGGGAAAUCCCCCGUCAUCACGCUCGAAAACGAGAACACCUCGUCGCCGAUGGUGCUCGCAGAGUCGGGCGUCAUCAUCGAGUACAUGUGCGAUCACUUCGACGGCGAUAAGCUUGUCCCGAAGCGGUACCAGGACGGCAAAGAGGGCCAGGUUGGCGGCGAGACGGAUGAGUGGAUGCGUCAUAAGUACUUUAUGCAUUAUGUGGAGGGGAGUUUGAUGCCUUUUCUGGUGAUGCAGUUGGUGAUGGAUGUGGUCAAAAACCCCCCUCUCCUCCCCUUCUUCGUCAAGCCCCUCCCCCGCAUGGUCGCCUCGCAGGUUGAAAAGGCCUUCCUCGAACGUAACAUCACCUCCAACUUCGACUUCCUCGAGCAGCAACUCAAGACGGCGCCCGCCGGCGGGCCAUUCCUGUGCGGCAAGCAGCUCUCUGCCGCAGACAUCAUGCUGAGCUUCCCUGUUAUCUCUGCGGGGGCGAAGUUUCCGCUGAAGGAGAAGUGGCCGACUCUUGCGAAGUACGUGGACCUCCUGCAGGAGCAGGAGGGUUAUAAGCGGGCUGUGAAGCUGGAAGAGAGUGAGGGAAAGAAGGUUGAGGCUUCUUUGUGAUUGGUUUGAUAUAUAUACAUAUAUGUUUCUCUAUUUUCUUGAUUUGUGUUAAUUAUUUAUCGCGAUUCUCAUUCAUUACUGGCGUCGAUUGAACAAGGUAGUUUCCUUCUCUAGCCCGAUAAAUG